AUGGAUCGAUAUGAAAGCAAGACGCGCAAUGAUUCAGCUUCAAGCAAUUUCAGCAAUAAAUUAGCAUUUCAUAACAAGUAAGCUGAUUAAAAUAGUAUAUAAAUUCUAGACUGACAAUUAAAUUAUCUUUUUGAAAUAUGUAUAGUGAUAAAUAGGUAGGCCGAAAUUUAGCAAAGCACUGAAAUUUUCUUGACGAUGAAGUAAAAUUUUUUGUUUAAUAAUUGCUCUACUAUAGAACUACAGAAAUAUCACAUUAGAAAUCCACCAUAAUGGUAAUCAAAUUUAAAGGGAUUAACAAAUAAUAUAAAUAAUUCAAAUUUAUAUGUUAUUCAAAUAAUUGUUAAUAGGGUACAAAUAAACUAUGAUUUAACAAAAUAAUUAUUUCUAAAUCAACGGUAUUACAAUAACUAUACAUGUUGUUUUUGUAAAUAGCUCAAGUCUGUAAAUGAUCUAUAACUGCAGUCAAUUAUGAUAGUUCUAACGGCAUAUUAAUUUAUAUGAGCAAUUAAAUAAACCCCAGUAUUUAUAAAGUAAUAUUAUUAAUUAAAUAGAUAAAGGAAACUAACCAACAAGACAAAAUUUAACACAUGACCUUGUAUCAAUAUUCUUAUACAUAUAGACUUGGAUAAAAAAUAAUUCUAAAGACAAAUGUUUGGAUAUUUUUUUGAAAUUUUGUAGUCAAUACAUUAUUCUCAUAAAAGCCCAAAAUAAACUGUAAAAAACGUAUUCUAAUAGAUUUAUUUGUUUGUUUUAAACUUUAGAUGUAAAAAAGGAGCAGUGGAACGAGUUGAAAACGAUGGGCGAAAUGAAAGAGCUUUAAGUAAUUUCAAAAAUUAUUUAGCAGUUUACUCCGAGUAAGUUGGUUGAAAUAGUUAAUAUACCAGACUAACUUGUAAAUUGCUUAUUUGAAAGACGUUUACAUGUAAAUAAGUAGUCCCAAAUUAGGAAAGCAUUGACAGUUUGUUGACCAAGAAUGAAAAUGUUAUAUUAUAAAAUUGUGAGAAUAAUAUAAUAAUUAAAAUUAAAAUAACAUAGGUUUACAAAUUUCACUACUAAUAUAUAUAUAUAAUUCUAUAAACAGAUAUUGUGUAAAUAGCUAAAAAUUUACUACAAACUCAUUUCGGAAUCAACAGUGUUAAACUUACCAUAAAUGUUCUAUUUCAAUGUAAACAAAAGUCAUUAAAUGAUCUUUAAUUGUGGUGUGUUGUUAUGACCUAUUACGUUUAGUCAUUUAAAUACAGAGUUUCCAAAAACCAAUUGGAAACGUUGAAGAAUUUUAAGGUUCAGUUAAACUAGGAAGCUAGUUAAUGCAACAAAACUCUUCACAUGAUAAUGUAUAAACAUUCCCAUACUGUUAGAUAAGGGUCUACAUAUUUCUUAAGACUAAAGUUUUGCAGAUAUAUAUUAUUAAUUAAUCCAAUAGCAUAUAUGUUUUUUCAAAAGGUGCUGAAUUUGAAUUAUGCAAUUGACGAUCUAAAAAUGUUAUUACUUUGUUUGUUAUUUUAGAUGUGAUGAAGAGACAGAGGAAAUUGAUAACAAAACGCGUAUGACUCAAUGUUCAUCUGAAAAUGCUAAAAAAAAUGAAGAAACGUUUAAAACAGCGUAAGUUUUUUGCAAUUGUAAAAUAUAUACUUGGAUAAAAAAAAAGUCUAUAAACUAAAGUUUUGACAUUUUUUUGAAAUGUUUUAAUAAAUACAUUAUUCUCAUAAAGGCCCAAUAAAAACUGUAUAAAACGUAUAGAAUUAUUGGUGUGUGUUUAACUUUAGAUUUCAUGAACGGGGAAUGGAUAAUUUUUUAAUCUGUAUACAGAUAAAUAUUUAGGCUGAAAUUUAGCGAAUUAUUGACAGUUUCUUGACCAUAAGUGAAAAUACUCGUUAAUUAUCGCUCUGUCAACUAUUGAUAAUGUAUCACAUUAAAAAUAUGUUAAAAUUUUAUUCAUAUUUAUUGAGUUUAUUAAAAUACUUAUUGAAAACAAAGUGACAUAAAUUUUAAAAUUUUACAAUUAUUAUUAUUAUCAUUCUGUAUAUAGAUGCUGUAUAUGUAGCAGAAUAGUUCCCACAAACUCAUUUCAGAUUCAGAACAUUUAACCUUAAUUUACAUGUUCAAAUCCUUUGUACACAAAAGUUCUUAAAAUUUCAUUAAUUUCGGUCGUUUAUGUAAUAUAUUACAUUAAUAUAAUUUAUNUAGCAGAAUAGUUCCCACAAACUCAUUUUAGAUUUAAAAGAUUUAACUUUAAUUUAAAUGUUCAAAUUCUUUGUAAGCAAAAUUUCUUAAAAUUUCAUUAAUUGCGAUGGUUUUGGUAAUAUAUUACAUUAAAAUAAUUUACUAUGGACAUGAUCAAAAACGGUUUUAUAAAUUUACAAACAAUAAAGUUCAGUAAUUCUAGGAGAUAAGUUCACGCAACGAAACUCUUUACAUGAUAAUAUAUAAAUAUUCCCAUACAGUACGAUAAGAGUCUAUAACGUUCUUAAGAACCAAUUAUUGCAAUUAAANUAAUAUAUUACAUUAAUAUAAUUUAUUAUGGACAUGAUCAAAAACGGUUUUAUAAAUUUACAAACAAUAAAGUUCGGUAAUUCUAGGAGACAAGUUCACGCAACGAAACUCUUUACAUGAUAAUAUUUAAAUUUUCCCAUACAGUACGAUAAGAGUCUAUAACGUUCUUAAGAACCAAUUAUUGCAAUUAAAUAUAUUUAUUAAUAAUCUCAUAGUACAUACACUGUUCUUAAAUGACGCUGAAGCUAAAUUAUUGAAACAGAUUUCUAUUUGAAUUAUUGAUGUGAAUUUAACUUUAGAUUUCAUAAACGGGAAAUGGAUCGAAUUGAAAACCAGAGGCGGAAUGAUUUACUGAGAGGCAAGAUCAGCAACGAUUUACCAUAUCAUUACGAGUAAGAUGAUUAUAAUAGUAUAUAUAAACUAAACCCACNACAGAAAUCGAAUAGAAUUAUUGAUGUGUUUUUAACUUUAGAUUUCAUGAACGGGAAAUGGAUCGAACUGAAAACCAGAGGCGGAAUGAUUUACUGAGAGGCAAUUUCGGCAACGAUUUACCAUAUCAUUACGAGUAAGAUGAUUAUAAUAGUUUAUAUAAACUAAACCGACUAAUGGUUAUCAUUUUGUAAUAUGUAUACAGAUAAAUAUUUAGGCUGAAAUUUAGCGAAUUAUUGACAGUUUCUUGACCAUUAGUGAGAAUUUUGGUUAAUUAUUGCUCUGUCAACUAUUGAUAAUGUAUCACAUUAAAAAUACGUUAAAAUUUUAUUCAUAUUUAUUGAGUUUAAUAAAAUACUUAUUGAAAACAAAGUGACAUAAUUGUUUAAAUUUUAGAAUUAUUAUUAUUAUCAUUCUGUAUAUAGAUGCUGUAUAUGUAGCAGAAUAGUUACCACCAACUCAUUUUAGAUUCAAAAGAUUUAACUUUAAAUUAAAUGUUCAAAUUCUUUGUAAGCAAAAGUCCAUAAAAUUUCAUUAAUUGCGAUGGUUUAUGUAAUCUAUUACAUUAAAAUAAUUUAUUACGGAAAUGCCAAAAAAGAAAUUUCUAAACAAUAAAAUUCGGUAAUUCUAGGAGACAUGUUCACGCAACGAAACUCUUUACAUGAUAAUAUAUGAAUAUUUCCACACAGUACGAUAAGAGUCUAUAACGUUUUUAAGACCCAUAUAUUGCAAUUAAAUAUAUUUAUUAAUAAUCUCAUAGUACAUACAUUGUACCAAAAAGAUACUGAAGAUAAAUAAUUGAAACAGAUUUGUAUAAGAUUUAUUGAUGUGAUUUUAACUUUAGAUGUCAUGAACGGGGAAUGGAUCGACCUGAAAACCAGCGGCGGAAUGAUUUACUGAGAGGCAAUUUCGGCAAAGAUUUACCAUAUCAUUACGA
Cinara cedri is the source of this 3859-nucleotide messenger RNA. NCBI's taxonomy places the organism in Eukaryota, Metazoa, Arthropoda, Insecta, Hemiptera, Aphididae. The record is from the annotation of a GenBank genome assembly.